Porites lobata is the source of this 3053-nucleotide messenger RNA. The record is from the annotation of a GenBank genome assembly. NCBI's taxonomy places the organism in Eukaryota, Metazoa, Cnidaria, Anthozoa, Scleractinia, Poritidae.
AUGGCUUCCGGAGGUUCAAGCGCAAGGCUGAAGGCAUCUGGCGCUGAAAGCUCCGAUCAGCAACCUGUUUUCAAAAGAUUCAUAAUAGAAUUUGUUAAGGCAUUAGGCAUGGAUGACCGUAAGGCAUUUAGAUUUUGGUGUAGAGGUUUAAUUCCAACUGCAGAAUUGAGUCACAUAGAAGUAGAAGAUGAUGGUGGUCUUUUUAAGUUGAUUGAGUUUUUACAGGAUAAUAAUCAUUUGUCGUUUAAUGAUAUGUCGUUUCUGAAGGAGUUUCUUUCUGUUGCUAAGCGUCUUGAUUUGUUGAAAGCUUUAGAAAAGGCUGAAUUAACGAUCGUUAUUAGUAAAAUCUUGGAUCAUUAUAAGUUUAAUGUUUUCUAUCAAGGAAGUGAUAGUGCUGGUGGCAAUUUUUUCGCUUACGUUGUACAGUUACUAGUUUCGAUUAAAGAAAAAAGUCAAGAACUGGAGCAGGUACGAAGAACUGGAGAUGGAGUAUUGCAUUCAGUCUUUGGUCGUGUUAUUCAUGAUUAUUUACUGAGUCAUGAAUUAUCCUGGUCGAAAGUUACUGCUGUGCUGGUGAUUUUGGCGGAGAUUUCAACAGAAGCAGAUGAAGAAGAUUUACAGGCAACCACUGAAUUACUAGCAGAGAGUAUCAGCAAACUUGGAGGAAUGGUAAGCUUCAAUACCAUCAUUCCUUUCAGUGUAACAAAAAAUGGUGCCAUACCAGUUAACACAACAGCACGUACAGAGAACAAGGACAUCAGAGUGAUUAAUUUGUAUCUGUCAGACAUGAUGGACAAUCAAAAGUGAGGGAUUUGCUAAUGUUAAUAUCUAUUUGUCUGCCUGGGUUUCGGUUCUAUAACAAGAAUUGCCAAAAGGCGAAUUUAACUGGACAGCAGAUUUUCCUGGGGGAAGGGGUCUCUGCACACUUAGGCCACCAGGCUUGUCGCUGACCAUUGUGUGACGUAGCAUCUCAUGUGAGAGUUUUAACAGUUACUCAUUUGAACAUUGUACCCUUUAGGAAGAUUUUCGUAAAAGAAAAAUGAGUACCAUUUUCAAGUCAGGUCUGUAUGGUACCUUCUCAAAUUCCACCAUUAUGAAUAAAAGUAAGCAAGUGAGCCAUUCUAAGCAGGAAACAAUAAGCGUUAUUUUACCCCCAAUCCCUCUGCUCUCCAAAAUAUAGUGUAACUAAUUUGACCUAGCUGGAAAUUCCAAAAAUAUUAUUGUUGUUAUAGGUCAAAAUGCUGUUAAUAACAAGCAGUACAUUUCUCAAUUCUGGUUCUUAAAACUAACAAACCAAAUUAAAUUUAAGUUUUGUUUUUGUCUGAUAUUGCGUUAUAAAGCCUUUCCAACUGUCCUAGUGAAUAUAGAUAUAUUUUUUUUUUGACGUGGUGAUGUGCAAUGAGCACAUUCCCCUGGACAUUCCUUUCCUGUAAGGAAUGCUGACUUUGCACACGCUGAGUGAGAAUCGCAAUAAGAUAAAAAGAGACAUUGGCCGUCACAUUUUAAAUAAUUUAAACUUCGACAUAAAGAAAAAAAACCUUAAAAGCGACCCAUCCUACCGUCUUUUGAAAAUGGCACUGAGUGCCAUUGACAGCUUGACAGAAAUCUUUAUUCAAUGGGUGUACACAAACACACUCCAGCUACAAACACACAGAUUUGCAAUCACGUUUUGGAAGGGAAAAAUCAUCUUCAAGUUUACACAUCAACAAAUAGAGAAGAAAAACCCCACAAGGUACUCAUCAUAGAAUCUUUUGAAGGAAACAAUGAAAAAGCGCAGUAUGCUAACUUUAAACACAUCUUUAUUUAAUGGCUGCCUUCGCUUCUCUUUUAUGACAUAAAUCCCGGGGGAGGAACUCUCUUACAUCAACCCUAUAGAUAUUACUCUGAAAUAGUGUCAAGAUUAGAUGAGGCGGAUGGUGCACUCUUACUACGACUUCCCAGAAAUACCCCUCCGAGAAAAAAAAAUAAACUGGGCUCGCCACAGGCAGCCUAGUUAAAUAGUGAUUGUUUGUAACGCUAAAAGGAGAACUAAGAGGCUAUUCACAUAAUGCCAGAAUGACUUUCAUUCUGAAACCAGUUCAUUCCAUUUCCAUAUGUUUCUCUACAUGAUACUGAAACUACAUUUCGUCCCCGCACAAGUCCUUCUGGAUUUCACUCUGGAUGAAAUUCUUGUUCUUGUGGAAAUUUCAUUCUGGUAUCAUGACCUGAAAACAAAAUUCAUUUGUCAUCGAAAACUGCAAAUUGUGUGGUCUGAAGUGAGUGGUGCAUGCGUAUCGAGCUAAACUUGCAUGAGAACCAUGUGAGUGAGAACACCCUAGCUGAAUUGUUUAAUUUUGUCAUGUAAAUGCAAUACAAACUUCAGUCUGGAAUGAAACUCAUUCUGGAAUGUGAGUUGUUCCCGUAUCAUAUAAACAGCCCCUUACCUGUAAUUCCGUUUCAUGACUCCACCUUAAUUUCAUUAUUUACUAACACAAAGCUACUUGGUUGCUCUCUUGUGUUGGCAAAUGCUUCAGUCGUGUGCAUAAUGGAUGGCCUUGUUCAGCUGGGUAAAAUGGUGCUUUCAGCAUUCCAGUUAAUUUCUUUCAAGUGGGGGAUCAUGUAGACCAUCUGAUGGGUCACCAAGACCACAUGCUAAUUUUCUUCAUCAUAUUUAAAACACUUAUAUGUCAUCUGUCGGGUCAGGAAGCCUUCUUUGUAGGGUCAUUGACCCGAGACCUGUCUCCUAUCUGGAAUACCCUGCUUUUCAGUUGUUUGUUUAUUUUGUCUUUGUAAACAUAAGCAUGCUCAGCAACAGUAGGGCUCCUAGAAAAAGGAGCCUAUAAACAUUGACUCUUUUAAAGUAAUGUUACAAAGCUGCAAAGUAUUAUUGAUAUGCAACUGAUAGGUAUUUUAUUUCUCACUGUUAUUCAUGUUGUUCUUGUUGAAACUAGAAAGCAUUCAAGUUAUUUGUUAACAAGAAACUAAACCUGGAAAGGUAUCACUGUGAAUUAUCAUCCAUGGAAGAAAAGAUCAGGGAAUGCCUGGAGAUAAUAGGAAAUCAAGUGGAAGAUUAG